AUGCUCCCACCACCUGUUCCAUCAUCUGCCGAAUCGAACUCGUCUAGCUCAAGCCGCACAAGGAAGCAAAGUGACGCCGAAAGUGACGCCGAAGCAGCACAGCGUCAGCGGCACGCUUCUCGAGGAGGGACUAAGCAAGAGAUUUUGGAGCGGAAUGGAGGCAUGAAAUGCUGGCAUUACGGUCGGGCAGCGCCAGAUAUUGCUCGUGUGAUAAGCAAGAAGGACAACUCGCUCAGCCACGAUGCUGCCUCCGGUCUCUUGAUCUUUGAUCGUCUUGGAGAUGAGCAAAACGGUCUUCCUCUCUGUCCCUCGUGCCACCGAGCGCUUGACGAUAUCAACCAACCGGGCUUCACUUUCAUUUUUACGGAGCUAGAAUAUUUCAUCGAUUGUGAGCGCCAGGACUAUCAGAAUCGAAUUGAUACUGCGCAACAGCAAGGGGAUAUUCCUCCACGAAUGGUUCCCACACCACAGAUGUAUUCAGAAUAUCUCAAGAGAGAAGAGCUCGUGUCUUCUCACGCGGUCGGCGGCCUAUACCGGCGGUAUACCCUGCAGGACUUCUUCCCCGACUGUUGUGACAAGAGCUUCAUCCCAGGGUUGGAUCACUUCAAAGAGAGCCAGGUCUUUGGUGUGGCGCACCGAUGA
Fonsecaea pedrosoi CBS 271.37 is the source of this 642-nucleotide messenger RNA. RefSeq lists its product as uncharacterized. NCBI's taxonomy places the organism in Eukaryota, Fungi, Ascomycota, Eurotiomycetes, Chaetothyriales, Herpotrichiellaceae. The record is from RefSeq and is a predicted model, not a curated record. The transcript is spliced from 2 exons. The coding region runs from base 1 to 642 and encodes 213 amino acids.